AUGUUAUUGCUAUGGCUCUGUGCAAGGGCGGCGUCCUCUUUAUAUGCAAAGUACACUACCUCCGUCGAUUUAGCAUUAGCUGCCAGGAUUUUGAUUAUUCAUAUUGUGUGUGGAUUUAAGAAGAAUUAUCUUCAAGUUGGGCUCAAAGGUCAUCCUCCAGUUAUUGACGGUGAACUCUUCCAGCCUAUAAAGGUUGAUGAUAGCUUCUGGAGCUUAGAGGUGCAGAAAUUUGUCUCUAUCCUCCUUACCAAGCAGAACCAGAUAGAACGGUGGAAGUGUCUAUCCUAUCUGGCGUGGUACAUGGACCUCGUUCACAAAUCAUUCAGAGACGGAAACUGUAUGCUGAUCCAAUGUCAAGUUGAAAUUGCUGAUGAUAUGUCGUAUGGCAAAGCCAGAAGAUCUGAUCGUUGA
Molecule: messenger RNA, 411 nt
Organism: Fraxinus pennsylvanica
Lineage: Eukaryota; Viridiplantae; Streptophyta; Magnoliopsida; Lamiales; Oleaceae
Source: the annotation of a GenBank genome assembly